Messenger RNA from Baudoinia panamericana UAMH 10762, 5503 nucleotides. RefSeq lists its product as uncharacterized. Lineage: Eukaryota; Fungi; Ascomycota; Dothideomycetes; Mycosphaerellales; Teratosphaeriaceae. Bases 110 to 5503 code for a protein of 1797 amino acids. Gene Ontology annotation, molecular function: protein binding. The record is from RefSeq and is a predicted model, not a curated record. The transcript is spliced from 3 exons.
GCGAACUGCACAGUAUUGCUACGCGUGAUUCGCAUCGACCUGCGCUUCGAACGCAUUCUUCUCCACACACUGUGCGCGCUGGCUGACUAUUGACUGUUUCUACCGCGCAAUGGCCUCGAAUAUCGCGCCCUGGCUGCAAGGCCUGGACGAGGCCUGGGAGGCCCCAACAAACAUGCAACAUUGGGCGCGACAGAGUGCCGAAACGAAGUCUGAGCGCCAGAAGACCUCUUCGCAAGCGACCACAGAGUUCCGACGAAGCCCACUGGCUCCACUGAGCACCAGCAUGUCCAAUGCAUCACGUGAGAACUAUGGCACGACUAGGAUGGCAGGCACGCGAUCGGUUUCACAGACCUCCGACGGCUCGCUCCUGCAGUGCGGCACCGUUCAACAGCGUUCGAAGAGCGCAUCGCCAGCAAAGAAGCAAGAGACACUGGAGUGGAAAAGAAGGCUUGUCAACGGAAAGCUUGGAUACGGCGACCAAACAGAUCUGUUUGCGCCAUCUGGUCUAGAGAAUAUCUUCGCGCGCUCGCAGGGUCGAGAGAAUGUGGUGCCAAAGGCGAAAAACAGAAUCAGCUGGCUGCCAGAGUCAGACGUGGUUAUGCCCUCAAGCCCGCCUCAAUGGCCACGCGACCUUGGAAGAAGUGAUCCGGCGCUGCUCAACAUGGUGCAGGAACACAGCGAUGGCCCGUCCACCCUUGAGCAGGUAGACGGCGAUGCCAGCUUUCGCAGCAACCCAUUCGACCUACACAUCACAGACGAAUCUUCCCAGGAACAGCAUGACAAUCCAGGGGCAUACCAAGAUCAGCCCCAUCGAACCGACACGGGUGCGGCAGCUCAUCGGACCGCAAGUGGCCAGACAGAGCUUGAGCAGGAAGACUUCAGUCCCGUAUACAUUUCGAAGCAUACUAAAAUCAACGGGCAAGUUGGUUAUGCAGCGCUGGAUUCACACAUUAUCAAGAAGUUUCAGACUCUCAGAGUCGAUCUACGCCAUCCGAGCCAAGAGCAAUAUCAGUCGCAGCAGGAUCCAUCCGAGCAUGAAGAAGCAGUAAAUCGAUCGGACUUCAGUGACGGCCCACAGAGCGUCUCUCUGCAGGCUCCACCCGAUCUCUCGCUCUCAGAGAAUCUGCCGACCGGUACACCUCCACUGGCCAGCCUGGGUCGCCAUGUUGAACUAGAGCGAGGUGGCUACUCAGCUUACGGCUCGUUCAAGCAGCGACCGUUAAGCCCAUCUCCAUCAAAGCCCGAAGACAGCGAGGAGCACUCAACAAGCGAACUGCUGUCUCCGUCAAUUGCUCGUGGUCGACCACUCCCGCCAACGCCUACUACUCCGAUACGGCCUAUGACUCCGGAUCCAGCUAAAACUCGGUCUUCUGGCAGUCCGCUCAAGCUGUUCACCGCACAUGACACCUUCACCAACAACAGGCUGCUAAGACGAAUGAGCCAGCUAGAUCCAGAAGUAAACGUUCUUGAUGAUUCGAAGAACGAAACAUACGAGUCGGUCGGUGAUAUUCCGAAGGUGUCGACAGCCGCGUCUCGUAAUUCUUUUGGCAGUGGCGAGCUUGACGGCCACGCUUUCGAAGCGGAGAUUACAGUUUCGAGCGCUUCGGACUCCCUAAAAGAUGACAGCGACCGCUCGCCAGGCCCUGAGAUUGCGGUACCUGGAAGUGUAGAUCCGGUCAACUUCCGACUUGAACCAUCUGCAGAACUUAAGGACACAUUCAAGCUGAAACGAAAGCUGUCGAAGCACAGCUUAAGUAACUCGAAAUCAUCGACCUUAGAAGGUGGCCAUCAAUUCAACAAGGCGUUGCAAGCAAGUGUAGAAGACGCUUCCGAUAUGGACGCGUACUACGAGCGCGCAGAGCAAGUGAAGAGCUUCGAAGCGACCAAGCGACCACCCACUUCGCCUUUCAAAAAUCCAACACCGAAACGCAGGCGAACCUUACACGCGUCUGAACUGGUUGACGAAGCUGCGCGAGCAAACCUGUCAUACCAAUUGGACAUUGCGGAGGCGGCAAGUAGUCGAAAGCGUAAAGACGCGCUGGCAGGUGAGCUUCAGGACGUUGCGGAUGCAAGCACACUUGCUAGCCGCAAGAUCCUCCGACCACGGAAUCCGACUCCUAAUCAGCGCCGGCGUGAUCAGGUCAGAGCCGAGCUUAGGGAGGCGGCAGAUGAUUUUGCGGCGCAGGAGCCAGAGAGGCUGGAGGCAGUCAUGGAGCAGAUCGAGUCAUCGAUUGCGGGCUCUGACGGUCCAGAUAGUUUGCAGAAACAGGCGGCUGUGCUUGCGGCGGAGGUGGCAAACUUCACCUUGCGAGUACACAAGCCGUCAGGCGAGCAUGGCGAGCGAAAGCGAUCCAUCACGACGCAGGACUUCAUGAACGAGGCGGUGAUGGUCAUGCAGCUUAUUCGAGCAAAAGCACGCCCGGCGAGUGGACUUGGCAGUGUCGAGGAGUCGGACGCGGAAGGUCGCAACAGCAGCCUUCUUCCUGACAGAUCGAUGCACGAGGCUGAAGAAUCUCUUCGUAUCUCGAGGCCACCAUCACGGGAAGGGAGAACUAGCGGAUGGAGGACCGCAGUCAUGCCGCAAACGGAUGCUAGGAUCGUCAGCCACCUCCGCAGAUUCCAGGAGAAGGACGAUACGGAGUUCAUCGCGGAUUCGAUUGCCUCGCUGCAUGUUGAUGAGGAAGACAUGCCGGGCGAAAGCGUCGUGGUGAUGGACGAGCAGUCGAACAUUCGUAUCACUGGCCCACCGCCAGGCGCACAGCACCGCCCGGACGAUGAUGAUGACUCGCGGCCUGCGUCUCAAAGUAGCACUUUGCACACGCAGCAAUCUAAUGACACUACUGUUAGCGGCAAGACAGGCACAAGCUCGACUCGCAAGUCGGAAAACCUAGGUACACUUGCACCGGAGGUCGUCAAACACCUCAUCGGCGAGCAGGUUGGCGGCAUGACUUUCGACAAGGAGCAGCAGCGGUGGACGCGCUUGAAAAGCCCCGAGAAAGUCGAGAAGGAUGACUUUCUUGGUCUAGCAAGCCAUCUUUCGAGCGAUGACGAUCCGUUCAGAGAGAUCUCGGACUUGCCAGUAGAUGAGCAGACGGAGCUGCGGCGUAUAAGUGACUCUGGUGCGCCAGCUACCACGGGACGAGACGGAGUAUCUAGAACGGACCAUCAAGACGUUGAGCAGCGAGGGAGCUCGACUGAAACCGUAGUGACGCGGCCAGUGACGAGAGACAGCAGCCACCUUGGGGGUCGGAUACAUCAUGCUCAUUCGAGCUCCGUACCCUCCCGAUACACAGGAUUCGGAUCAAGCCAGCAAGAGAAGAUUGAGACGAGAGCCACAUCGUACAGCGAUGAGGAGCUGGCGCAGAUGGCGGCGGUGGGCAAGGCUUGGAGGGCGCCGCUCGCACAUGCUGCUGCGCAAGCUACACUGGCACUGAAGACGGAUGAACAGAGACUGGCGAACGAGCACGCAGCAGAAGCCAUCGUUUCCAGCAUGCCAACGCCACUCGAGGGUAAGGUUGAGGUUGAGCUUGAGACCCGGUCAUUGGCUGUAUGCGAUACGGCACCAGCAGAUGACGAUCAUUUGCGCGACGAUACCGCUGUUGAGGCAACAAUACCUACGAUGAAGUCCAUCGCAUCACCUAAGCUCCGUCAAAGCCCAUCACCUGUGCUGCAGCGAGCGCAGGCGCAUUGGCAGCAUGCGACCCGUGAUCUAUCCCUGCGGAAGAAGACAUUAACGCGGCGCCUGAACGGCGAAGCACUCGAGCAGAGCGAGCUUUCUUUCGUCGCUGCGCUACCGGGCGAACGACUGGUCAGUGUUGCGCUUAGCGUUUCACGCCCACUGACGAAGCAUCACCAACCGCACCAAAUCACCGAGUUACAAUCCUCGCCGUGCAAGGGUUUCGGGAAUGAUACGUUCCUUCUCAGCGAUUUGCCUGACUUCACGAUCCAUGAGGAGGACGCGGCACGGCCAUCAGAGCGUGCUUUGGCGGAGCGACUUGCGCAAUACGCUGCUGCAGAUGUUGACAACCGCUACGCUCUGGCGGUCAAGGAACUUGUGAGGACUCUUACCGACGUGCAAGACGAAGAGCUGUAUUGGGAAGACGUCAAAAAGCUUGACCUACGAGACCGCUCUCUGGUCUCUCUGUAUGGUCUCGAUGAUUUCUGCUGCCGCGUCCAAGAUCUGGACGUCUCUGGGAACUCUUUGAUGCAUCUCGAGGGUGCGCCGGCGAUGAUUCGCAGGCUUGUCGCUCGCUCGAAUCACCUUAGCAGUCUAACUUGCUGGAGCCACUUGAUGAAUUUGCAGUAUCUCGACGUUUCUGGCAACCAGCUCGAUAAUCUUACCGGACUUGGCUGCCUGGUCCACUUGCGGGAACUUCGCGCUGAUGCCAAUCGCAUUACUUCGCUAAAUGGCAUUCGAGACCUAGACGGGCUGCUCACGCUAAGCCUACGGCGAAACGACAUUGCGCAUGUAGAUUUCCAUGGCUUCCAGCUGCAGCGGCUCGAAGAGCUUGAUAUGUCAUACAACAAACUUCAUACCGUGCAAAGCCUACACGAGCUCGCUGCGCUGCGAUCUCUGCGUCUGGAUGGAAAUCUGCUUGCGGCAGGGUUGUAUAUCGAAGAGCCCAUGUCGAAAUUGGAGAUCUUGUCCAUACGAGCAAGCGGUUUGAGGAUACUGGACACGUCGACAAUGCGCAGCUUGCGAUUCCUGUACGUUGACGACAACAGUCUUGCCGACGUUGCAAAUGUCGGUGUUCUUGCCAACCUUGACACAUUAUCGAUGAGAAGACAGCAGCUUAAUCAAGGAAUCCACAUUGUUGUGCUCGACCACCCGCUUGAAGCCCGCUCAGUUUGUCUUUCCGGCAAUGUACUACCAACGAUGCAUCUCAGCCACAGCCACCUCAACCUUCAGCACUUGGAGCUGGCCUCGGUUGGGCUUCAAGAACUACCGGAUGACUUUGGGCUCCGCAUGCCCAAUCUGCGGACACUAAAUCUUAACUUCAAUGGCCUGAGAGACAUUCGCCCUCUUCUGAACAUUGAAAGGCUGGAGAAGCUGAGUUUCUGCGGCAAUCGGCUGGACCGCCUGCGAAGGAAUGUGACGGCACUGGCCAAGUUGAAGACACUACGAACAGUUGAUCUCAGGAACAACCCAGUGACCCAUGGGUUUUACCCGCCUCCUGACGCAUGCGCAACGAGCAUCGUGCGCAGAAACUCCGUUCACGAUCCACAAAGCGAAGACGAGCGGGCCGUUGCUAUGGAGAUUGCACGGCAGCUUCUUCCGAAUCGCGACGUGGACGGCGACAGACAGCAUCAUGUUAAGAUGGAUGAGGGCACGCGCUUACGGCGGCGCGUGUACGAGCUUCUGCUGGCACGCAGUUGCGUGGCUCUCGAAGAGCUGGACGGUUUACCCUUUGCUAAGAGUGGAGCGUGGCAGAAGGAUACGACCUGGGAGCGGCUGGUAGAGCUGGGUGUUGUUCGAAAGUCUGGCGCCCAACGUGUGAUGUGA